Malassezia japonica is the source of this 1014-nucleotide messenger RNA. RefSeq lists its product as uncharacterized. Gene Ontology annotation, cellular component: trans-Golgi network; Golgi apparatus; endosome. Bases 1 to 1014 code for a protein of 337 amino acids. Lineage: Eukaryota; Fungi; Basidiomycota; Malasseziomycetes; Malasseziales; Malasseziaceae. The transcript is spliced from 2 exons. The record is from RefSeq and is a predicted model, not a curated record. Gene Ontology annotation, molecular function: antiporter activity.
AUGUCGCAGGCCCAGUCGAGUGUGCCGAUGCAGCAGCUCGGUGCCGAGAAGGGCGCGCCUGCCGCGAAGGAGGAGAGUGCCAACACCGGUCUCCCCCAGCCCGCCAUCGCCGCGAAUGCGAACAAGCCCAAGAUCCACCCUGCGGUGAUCAUUGCCAUUUGGAUCGCGCUGAGCAGCAGCGUCAUUGUGUACAACAAGUACAUUCUCGACAAUCUCAAGUACCCGUACCCCGUCUUCCUCACCACCUUCCACAUGGCGUUUGCCGCGAUCGGCACCCGCCUCCUGGCGCGCUACACGACCCUGUUGAAGGGCCUGAACAACGUCGAGAUGACCAUGGACCGCUGGACGCGCAACAUUCUGCCGAUUGGUGCGCUGUUCUCGGGCUCGCUCGUCUUUAGCAACAUGGCCUACCUGACGCUCAGCGUCAGCUUCAUCCAGAUGCUCAAGGCGUUUACGCCGGUGGCCGUGCUUAUCAUCUCGUUUGCGUUCGGCUUGAAGAAGAUGUCGGGCACGCUCACCGGUAUCGUGCUCAUGAUCUCGGUCGGUGUGUGCCUUGCGUCGUACGGCGAGUCGGUGUUUGACAUGACCGGCUUCACCUACCAGGUGCUCGCCAUCGGCUUUGAGAGCACGCGUCUGGUCAUGGUCCAGGUCCUGCUGCAGGGCCUCAAGAUGGACCCGCUCGUUUCGCUCUACUACUUCUCGCCGGUGUGCGCCGCGCUGAACAUGAUCCUCCUGCCGUUCACCGAGGGCCUCGCGCCUUUCCAGGCCCUGGCCAAGCUCGGCCCGGUGAUUCUGCUGAGCAACGCGGGUGUCGCCUUUGGCCUGAACGUCGCGUCGGUGUUCCUGAUUGGCGCCGCGUCCUCGCUCACGCUCACGCUUGCUGGCGUGCUCAAAGAUAUCCUGCUCAUUCUUGGCUCCAUGUGGCUCCUCGGCAGCACCGUCACCGGCGUGCAGUUUGUCGGCUACGCCAUCGCACUGGGCGGCCUGGUGCUCUUCAAGACCCACAAGGGAUAG